UGUGUAAAUGAGCGUGGCAUUCUGCUCACUUCCCUCUGCUCGGGCGGGCGGGGCUCGGCUGCGGGUGGGCGCGGGACCGGGGUCUCCCACCACAGCUUGGAGAAGCGGGUCAAUGCUGGGCCAGUUUGCAAACCCGCUGAGGUCCCUGCAACAGGCGGCUUGGCCAAGCCUCAGCCGCGUCUGGGUCCUGGUGUUUGGUGCAGGGAACUUGUGUCUCUUAUCAAUUGCACGUCUAUGUUUGUGAUCUCAGCAGUGUUCUGGGAAGAAGGGUCGUGGUCCACCACAGAUGCGUUUGGCAGAGGGAGCAGUGGAGAUUCGGGUCAAGGCUUAAGGCCUGGGGCUUCCAAUGAUACUCUGGGCAGGGAUGGAAGCCUAGAUGCCUCACCGCAAGGAGCGGCCGAGCGGGUCCUCGCUUAACGCACACGGCAGCAGCGGCACGGCGGAGGGAGGAAAUAUGUCCCGGCUGUCACUCACCCGGUCGCCUGUGUCUCCCCUGGCUGCCCAGGGGAUCCCACUGCCAGCUCAGCUCACCAAAGCCAACGCACCCGUGCACAUCGAUGUGGGAGGUCACAUGUAUACGAGCAGCCUGGCCACACUCACCAAGUACCCUGACUCCAGAAUAAGCCGUCUCUUCAACGGCACGGAGCCCAUUGUCCUAGACAGUCUCAAGCAACAUUAUUUCAUCGACCGCGAUGGGGAGAUUUUCCGCUACAUACUGAGUUUCCUGCGGACGUCAAAACUGCUGCUUCCAGAUGACUUCAAGGACUUCAACCUGCUGUAUGAGGAGGCAAGGUACUACCAGCUGCAGCCCAUGGUGCGUGAGCUGGAGCGCUGGCAGCAAGACCAAGAGCAAAGACGUCGCAGCCGGGCCUGCGACUGCCUGGUGGUACGGGUCACCCCUGACUUGGGUGAACGGAUCGCACUCAGUGGUGAGAAGGCCCUCAUUGAGGAGGUCUUCCCGGAGACUGGAGACGUCAUGUGCAACUCUGUCAAUGCUGGCUGGAACCAGGACCCCACACACGUCAUCCGUUUCCCUCUCAACGGCUACUGUAGACUCAACUCAGUGCAGGUCCUAGAAAGGCUGUUUCAGAGAGGGUUCAGCGUGGCCGCAUCCUGCGGGGGUGGUGUGGACUCUUCCCAGUUCAGCGAAUAUGUUCUUUGCCGGGAAGAGCGGCGACCACAGCCUACCCCAACUGCUGUCCGGAUAAAGCAGGAGCCCCUGGACUAGGCGCUGCCUCGGUGCCCACCUAAGACCCCUCAGUCCUGGGGCAACCCCAGGGACAUGGAAAUAGCGCUGAGGAGUUCUGCCUGUUUGUGCUUCACAGUGGGCACAAGACUGGGGGCGGGAUCGGAGGGUCUGCACUCACCCCUGGGAAUGCCAGGUGCGGAGGCGUGUCCACGGAAGGACUGUUGAUGUGACCUGGGGUUGAUGUGACCUGGUUGAUGUGACCUGCUGCUCCUGCUGCAACUGUGCUGCCAGCCUCCCAGCCCUCCUGCUCCUCGGCCUGGUAUAGCGUCCUCUGCUGGGCCAGUCACUCCAGAGCAGCUGUUUCUCCUCCACACUUGGCAGACAUAUUUUUCUACAGUAUUUAAAACAGUACUAACUGUCUCGCUGCACAGGUCGGCAAGGCUAAGGAGGACCAUCCAUCGCUGCUUUUACCUGGUGCUCAGUUCUCAGUCCAACUGUUCAGCAAGCCUUGCAAAGGAUGGGCUGCCGGCAUUCGGGGCCCAGGUGCCUGCUGAGCUGGGUCUGUGGGGACAGAUGUGAGGUGGCGGGUGCUACAGGACGUGGAACAGAGUCCUCUAGGGGCAGGGCAGUGGGGAAGAGGGCAAUGGGGGCUUUGUGACUCUGUGACUUUUAUCUGAGAUACUCUGCUGCCACCUGUGUCCCAGACUGCACUUGGUGCACACCUGACCUGUUAAUGCCCAGGGGCUUCCAAUCCCGACUGACUGUGCUCACAUCUGGGGGUUCUUGGAGAAGUCUCCGCCCACCCAGUCAGCAUGGGGGCCACAGCUUAUCUCAGGAAUGGGCCCUUCUACCAAGGGACCCAUCUGUCAGCAUCACUCUCUGGGUCCCCAGCUCAGGGAACCACCCUCCACCCUAGCGCCAGUUUCCCCAUUCAUAUGCACACCAAGUGUUAAUGAAAUGUCCUAAACUAGCCUGUCUGUAAGACCCAGACCCAAGCUUACCUAGUGCUCUUAACCCCAGAUUUCCAACAAGGACUGGUCCUGAGAGGUCCUCACAGAUCUGCUCUUCUCCCAGACGACAGGGCCAAAAGAUGGAUACCCUGGCCUUGUCACAUCUCCCUUAGCUCCUCCCAAGUGGAGGAACCGCAAAGAACUGACAGAUGGGGUGCCCUGGCCGGCACCCCCUUGUGUAUAACGCCUGUAGACUUGUAUAUGACUCCUUUAAUAUUGUAAAGAUGCUGAUGUACAAUUGUUCUGUGUUUGUGUGAACACACCGCGUUCCCGGUUCAUGCCAUAAAGAACGCUAUAAAGCAAAAGACUGAGGCUCCGUCCUGUGCAGAAGCUGCAGCCAGAUUCCCGCACUUGACUUCUGGCAGAGAGGGUUGGGGGGCAGUUUCCUUCCUUGGUUCUUGUGGGUCAAAUCGAGGAAGGAGCAUCCGUCCGUGGGAGGCACAGGGUCACAAUCCUGCUCUUAUUACAGCAUUUGGGUGUUUUCAUUACUUCUGCACAUCCUCCCUGGGCUACAGGGAUUCAGAAUUCUUAUUCUUAGCCCCUAACCAGAUGCAAAACUGAGAGGUAAGCACGUUUCUUCUGGUUUCAGACCAGGCACAAGUGUCUUGGAUUUUCACAUGUAUUUUAGCUGGAACUGAGGUGAUGUUCCUCCUCCUCCUCCUCCUCCUCCUCUUCCUCCUCUUCCUCCUCCUCCUUUUCCUCCUCCUGCUCCUGCUCCUCCUGCUCCUCCUCCUCCUCUUCUUCCUCCUCCUCCUUUUCCUCCUCCUCCUCCUCCUCCUCCUGCUCCUGCUCCUCCUCCUCUUCCUCCUCCUCCUCUUCCUCCUCCUCCUCUUCCUCCUCCUCCUCUUCCUCCUCCUCUUCCUCCUCCUCCUCCUCCUCUUCCUCCUUCUCCUUGACAUCUGUUUUUCUUGAGAACUUACUGUGAAUCCAGGCUGGCCUGGAACUCACUGUGUACUCCUGAUUGACCUGAGACUCCCAAGUCCUGGGAUUUCCAUCUGUUUGCCAUAUCUAACUUGCUCCCUUUAAACCCCGACACACGUACACAAUGGUAUGAGAAGCUCGGGCCAGCCAAGAGACAGAGGCUGUGCAGCCAGCGUGCAAACUGAAUUGCGUGAUGUCCCCUUCCAGGGAAGGAGUUAGGACAUGUCAGAGAGGCCCCGGGUUUUAAUGAGCGUUUUAAUUUUUUUUUUUUCUCAAAGUCCUGUAUGUUUGAGUCCUCGUGGGCUCAAUCAUUCAGGACUUUGAGUUAAAAAAAAAAAAAAAAAAUUACAUGCCUGUCAAGGGCCACCAGCCACAGAGCUUGGGAGUACAGGCCAGCACCCUACAUGGCCACAGAGCUGCCAUCCCAGUGUAGAAUCUAAUUUGCUGGUCAAACUUGUUAGGCUUCUCUGCUUAGCAGCAUGCCCACAGCUGGCACAUCUGCAUUUUGGCAUCAGGCAGGUAUCUGAGAGGAGGAAAAGGGUUGUGUUUGUUAGCAGGGAAACCUUGUGGAAACACCUAAUGCUGUGUGUGUCUGGAUUUUUUUUUCCCCCUGGCAUAACAGCUAGCGUGAGUCCUGAGGGGUGGAGAUUCUGUAGUUCUUUCAAGCCAUCUUUUUGUACAAGAAGUUGCAGCAGGGUGUGGUGGGUACUCCUGAAAUCCCAGCAGGUGGGAGGGGAAUGCAGGAAAAUCAGGAGUUCAAGGCCAUCCUCAGCUACCUAGCCAAGAAGCAUAAUUUCACACAGGUUUGGAGCUCUACCUAGGAGACUUGGGACAGGAGGAUCACAAGUUGAAGGUCAGCCUAGGGAACUUAGAGCUUGUCUUAAAAGGUAAAAGGGGGCUGGGUGUGCCCAAGGACGUAGGUUCAACUCUACUAUCCCUCCUCACUCCCCAAACAAAGUAACAAAAACAGACAAGCAAACACGAUUUUUUUUACAACAACCAAAGCGUCUGAAUUUCCAGGGAAAUGCUGUGCUCCUGCGGUGAUCCUGUCAAAAUACCCUUCUAAAUGAUCUAUGUACUCUCCUUAAAGCAUAGAGACUGAACAUUUCGCCAGAGUCUCUCCAUGAAAUACCAGCAUUACUCUCACAGCUCCCUUGUAAACCUCAGAACUAAUUAUUCUCUAUAAGCAACUGGACGGAGAGCUGGGAUCGCACGGCCUCCCACCAGACCUCUGCAGUCCAGAACCAGGGAAAGAUACAGCAGGUGGCCCCACCACUGCCCCGUGCAUGAACUCAAAGCCAGUUCACAACAUUAGUAAUACCUUUUGGAAAGUGAGUUUUUUAAAAAAGCUAUGACUUGAUUGUGUUCCUUAGAAACAAUAAAAGAUAUUUUAUAAAUGA
Molecule: messenger RNA, 4520 nt
Organism: Mus musculus (house mouse)
Lineage: Eukaryota; Metazoa; Chordata; Mammalia; Rodentia; Muridae
Gene: Kctd15
Product: potassium channel tetramerisation domain containing 15
Exons: 6
Coding region: 377-1228 (283 amino acids)
Biological process (GO): protein homooligomerization
Cellular component (GO): nucleus
Molecular function (GO): identical protein binding
Source: RefSeq, marked validated